Saxophila tyrrhenica is the source of this 501-nucleotide messenger RNA. RefSeq lists its product as uncharacterized. The coding region runs from base 1 to 501 and encodes 166 amino acids. The record is from RefSeq and is a predicted model, not a curated record. The transcript is spliced from 2 exons. NCBI's taxonomy places the organism in Eukaryota, Fungi, Ascomycota, Dothideomycetes, Mycosphaerellales, Extremaceae.
AUGCCACCAUCAACACCAAUAGGUAAGGACAUCCCCUCCCCCCACACGCCUUCAGCGCCCAAACAGCAAAGCUUGGCGGGCAGAGCGCGCGUGCUUCGGAGCGAGGACGGCGAGGGGUGGUUUACGGAGUUUUCGCGAGUGGUGGGGGUGAGCGUGCAGUUGCAGGAGGUGUGGAAUAGGGCUGCUGGGAGUAUGGAUGGGGGAGAAGCGGCGGAGGGACAGGGGGAGAGGGGCGCGAAAAGUGAUGGGGAGGCGGGGAAGGAGCCGUGCAGGUCGAAUGUACCGGAAACGAGCAAGACAUACGACGCGAAGAUUGACUACACGACUACACCGGCGAAACGAGGCGGCGAAACGACGAGGUCUACGGAACAACAGCCCAAACGCCGCCACCAUACAACUUUACCAAGACUAGAUACUUCAGUCCAGCAUUCUAAACGCCUCGAACCGCCGUACAGAGAAGCGCCUAGAUUCGAAGAUGUGACGGGAGAUGAGCCGGAAUGA